This is a messenger RNA of Bicyclus anynana (squinting bush brown), 1248 nucleotides long. RefSeq names its product cuticle protein 10.9-like (gene CPH5). Lineage: Eukaryota; Metazoa; Arthropoda; Insecta; Lepidoptera; Nymphalidae. Gene Ontology annotation, cellular component: extracellular matrix. Bases 141 to 473 code for a protein of 110 amino acids. The record is from RefSeq and is a predicted model, not a curated record. The transcript is spliced from 3 exons.
GGGGAAUUGUGGGGUGCAUAUAUAAAUACAGGUGACGCCGGGGCGCGACAUCAGUCGAUUUGCGGCUCUCUGUCUGUUAACGUCUCUGUACCACAGUUUAUUUGUGUUUUGUGUGUGACUUUACUCUACACGUAUUCACGAUGUCAUCAAUAACGUGGUUGGCGUACGCAUUUGUGCUGGUGUGUGUGAGCGUACAAGUGUCGCCCGCCCCCGCACCCGCACCCGCUCCACAAGAAGAAAACUACCCUCCAAUGCCGUAUGAAUACAAAUACGACGUAGAAGACCAAGAGAAGCUGCUCUACUUCGGAGCGAACGAGUCCGGUGACGCACAGGGCAAGGUUGUUGGCGGUUACAAGGUCCUGCAUCCUGACGGACGGCUGAUGACCGUGGAGUACACGGUGCAAGGGGACAGCGGUUUCGUACCAAUCAUCAAGUUCGAACAAAACGCUAACCCCUUCGGAAAACGGAAGUAGGCUAAUGUUGUAACUUGUAGUUAAUGAAAGUCACGUACAGGGCAAUUUGUGUAAAUAUGCAUGUAUUUUUUUUAAUAGCUUUGUCUACGAGAUUAUGCAAUUUUUAAUUGUUAUCGUCCCAAUCAUAGUAUUUACUUUUAAGAGGUUUCGCCUCACAGCGGAUGGGACGUGACGGGACGGCAAUGCGACGCUGACGUGACGCUAUAAAACUGGGCCUACAGCCGUGUAGCACGUCGAUUUUCUUUCUACUAACGCUAACGCUUCGAAAAUUAAAAAAUGUAUUCACUAUCGAUAUCCCGUGAUCAAAUUGCCGAUCAAUUCCCAUAUAUUUUGUUAGUUUUCGAAGUGUUAGCGUUUGUAGAAAAGGAAUCGACAUGCCACAUGGCUAAGGCCCCUGGUAUGUUACUUUAACAUAAACGUCACGCUGAGCUCGACGGCUUUAUUCCAGGUGUUCUAUAUUAAUUAGUAUAUUGCAGCUCAAUAGCCCGUCUCGUCAUGUGGCGAAUUUUUUUAGGUUUUUAAUGUUCAUGAAAUUCAUAUAGGCUUAGUUUACAAGCACUUAUUAAACGUCAAGUUAUGCCAUGAUUUAAUGGUGGUAAUUAAAGUCAAAAACUUAAAAUUAAAGUCACGAGGGUUCAAGAGUCCAUAUUAAACUCAGCCAAAAAGAUUUAAAGAGAUUUAUGGUAUAUACUUUAUAUUUUUUUUAUGUGAGGGCAUUAUGUAGUAUUUUUAUUGUUUAUGUGUCCUUUAUUCACAUUGAUAUAACUUAAUUGGU